Messenger RNA from Choloepus didactylus (southern two-toed sloth), 8441 nucleotides. It is a transcript of the gene CREB5, whose product is annotated as cAMP responsive element binding protein 5. The coding region runs from base 57 to 1703 and encodes 548 amino acids. NCBI's taxonomy places the organism in Eukaryota, Metazoa, Chordata, Mammalia, Pilosa, Megalonychidae. The transcript is spliced from 12 exons. Gene Ontology annotation, biological process: regulation of transcription by RNA polymerase II. The record is from RefSeq and is a predicted model, not a curated record. Gene Ontology annotation, molecular function: DNA-binding transcription factor activity, RNA polymerase II-specific; cAMP response element binding.
UUCGUUGUCAGAGUCUGCAGAGUGUUUGAUUUUUUAUUUUUCCCUCCCUCUCUGACAUGUGUCAGGAAAUAAAGGCUGGAUGCAGGCCCAUUACGUCAUUCUGCAGGCCAAUUUAUGAGGAAUCCAAGAUGAAUUUGGAGCAGGAGAGGCCCUUUGUCUGCAGUGCCCCAGGCUGCUCCCAGCGCUUCCCAACAGAGGACCAUCUGAUGAUUCAUAGGCACAAGCAUGAAAUGACUUUGAAGUUUCCCUCAAUAAAAACAGACAAUAUGUUAUCAGAUCAGACUCCAACCCCAACGAGAUUCCUGAAGAACUGCGAGGAAGUAGGCCUCUUCAACGAGCUGGACUGCUCCCUCGAGCACGAGUUCAGGAAGGCUCAGGAGGAGGAGAGCAGCAAGCGGAAUAUCUCAAUGCAUAACACAGUUGGUGGAGCCAUGACGGGGCCUGGGACUCACCAGCUCGGCAGCGCUCGGAUGCCCAACCACGACACCAGCGUUGUGAUUCAACAAGCCAUGCCAUCUCCCCAGUCCAGCUCUGUCAUCACACAGGCACCUUCCACCAACCGCCAGAUCGGGCCUGUCCCAGGCUCUCUAUCUUCUCUGCUACACCUCCACAACAGACAGAGACAUCCCAUGCCAGCCUCCAUGCCCGGGACCCUGCCAAACCCGACGAUGCCGGGAUCUUCCGCCGUCUUGAUGCCAAUGGAGAGACAAAUGUCAGUGAACUCCAACAUCAUGGGGAUGCAAGGUCCAAAUCUCAGUAACCCCUGUGCAUCUCCCCAAGUCCAGCCAAUGCAUUCGGAAGCCAAAAUGAGGUUGAAGGCUGCGUUGACACACCAUCCUGCCCCCAUGUCCAAUGGGAACAUGAACACCAUGGGGCACAUGAUGGAGAUGAUGGGCUCCCGGCAGGACCAGACGCCGCACCAUCACAUGCACUCGCACCCGCAUCAGCACCAGACACUGCCACCCCAUCACCCCUACCCGCACCAGCACCAGCACCCGGCACACCAUCCUCACCCUCAGCCCCAUCACCAGCAGAACCACCCACACCACCACUCCCAUUCCCACCUCCACGCACACCCAGCACAUCACCAGACCUCUCCACACCCGCCCCUGCACACCGGCAACCAAGCACAGGUUUCACCAGCGACACAGCAGAUGCAGCCCACCCAGACAAUACAGCCGCCCCAGCCCACGGGGGGGCGCCGGCGAAGGGUGGUAGACGAGGAUCCCGACGAGAGGCGGCGGAAAUUUCUGGAACGGAACCGGGCAGCUGCCACCCGCUGCAGACAGAAGAGGAAGGUCUGGGUGAUGUCACUGGAAAAGAAAGCAGAAGAACUCACCCAGACAAACAUGCAGCUUCAGGGUCCAGCUCCUGAGUCCAAACCUUGUCUCUUAAGAAAGGCCCUUGUAAACACGGAGGACAAAUUGAAGAAUGAAGUGUCCAUGUUGAAAAAUGAGGUGGCCCAGCUGAAACAGUUGUUGUUAACACAUAAAGACUGCCCAAUUACAGCCAUGCAGAAAGAAUCACAAGGAUAUCUAAGUCCAGAGAGCAGCCCUCCUGCCAGUCCUGUCCCAGCUUGCUCUCAACAGCAAGUCAUCCAGCAUAACACCAUCACUACUUCCUCCUCAGCCAGCGAAGUCGUGGGAAGCUCCACCCUCAGUCAGCUCACCACUCACAGAACAGACCUGAAUCCGCUUCUUUAAAAUUCAUGGGUCAGACCUGCCUCCAAGAAGUGCUGUAGCAUACCAUGAGUCCUUUCUUUUAAGGACAUUUUUAGAAUUAACUCAGACCUGGAAGACUCUUCAGCCCUUCAAAGACUGGCUUUCAUUUUUAUAGUUGUUAUGGAAAUGUUGUCUUUUAUACUUAGUUAUAUAAGAAAAAAAGGGAGUUAUGCAAUUAAUAUCUAUCAGCUUGGGAAAUGCUUUGGUGCUUUUGUCCAGUUUUCUGGUACCAGUUAACUUGUUUAUAAACUGAACUCUUUCUGUAUAUAGUCAUGGUUUCAUUCUUAUCAGUCCAACCCUUUGCCUGAAACAGUGAAUCUUGUUAAACCACAGCUUUUAGCCAAAAUGAGGCAUACCUUGAUGUCACGUAAGGCCCAUCCAAGGUAACUGGGUGAGAAGUCUGAUGACAUCAUGACACAUGUUGCAUUUGGGCUCUGGUGUCACCAGAAUCCCAGAUAAACACAGAGACUCUUCCACAUUUUUUUUUCCUGUUACUAUUAAAAAGUGGUAACAUCCAUUGAUGUCCAAAUAAAACCACCAAGCAUCUUACCACCUCUUCUCUUCCUUCUGGUCCGCUUGCUCGAAUGCCCAAUUUUCCUUGGGCUUCCUGUUUACUCUUCAUUUUUACUUUCUUUUAUUUUUUUCUUCCUUUAGCAUUGCAUGUAAAGAAAAAAAUAAUGUUUAAAGAAAAAAUAAUGCAAACCUCAAAAAUGUGGACCGAGCCAUUGCUUCACUUACCUGUAACCCACAGCUGGGGUUCAUUCAGCCAUUGCUUUCUACAAAAUAGAAACCAGGAGAUGUUUAAUGUGCCUGAUUGAAUGUUUUUAAUAAUCAGAGCAAAUAAAAGGUGGUUUAGCUACAGGUGAAGCCCUGCUGAAUGCCAGCUGUGGAGACACCGGGACGGGAGCUUCGUAAGCCUCGAUUGUGAAAGUCCAAAUUAUGAUACGGGGCUAUAACAUCACACCCUUGAAUUGCAACUGGUUUUAUAUGGCCUGUCUAUAAUGUUGAAAAUCCACAUACUAUAUAAUAAUUCAGAAGGGCUCUGUUCACUACACAGAUUGCAUUGUUCAAUCAUCAGCUGCUAAUAGCCUGAGAUCUAUUUAUUUAUUUUUCUUAAGCCUAUGGAACCAGCUUUGCUGUUGUGGUGGGUGAAAGUAGACUAACUACUGGAGAAACAAAGAAAGGAAGGAAGAAAACCCAAUGUUUCCAUAUGUAGGCUGCCUACACUACCGCAACAAUGAAUGCACCCUUUGGCUGUUGAAGGGCUCCCAUGGUUGUGGCACAGGCUACUCUAUUCUUCUGAAUAAUUCUGGUUUGUAUUUUCAUCAGCUUACAUGGACUUGCCCACUAUAAAAAGCAGAUCGUCCCCAAACCACAGUUGUGCCUCCUUGAAACAAGCCAUUCUACUGUGCUAAUGUUUAAUAUUGCAUCUCACAAAUAACAGGGGCUAAUGUUUCUCUCUAGCAGUCUGGACAGGUGCUGGUGUUUCAUCUCCAUUUGAAUGCUUGACCUCCUAACAUUUGUGUGUGUGUGUGUGUGUGUGUGUGUGUGUGUGUGUGUGUGUGUGUAUGUGUGUUUGUUCAUGGGUUUUAAAAGAACAGUAUUUUACAAAAGGUUUAGCUUUUAUAAAAGUUCAGAAAAAGGAAGGAUGUGUUUUUUUCUCUCACUAUAGUUUAAGAAUCUAUUUUGGAGAAAAAAAUAUGAGGGUCGUGAAGCAUGAUUUUUAUAACUAGUUUCUGUUUAUUUAAUAACUUACAUUUUAAAUCAAUAUUUAUCAAUAAUCUUUCCAUGUAUGCAGUGCUUUCAAAGGGUUUUGAGUGAAAACUCAUUACUUAGAUAAAUGGUCGAAGCUAAACAAAAACCAAAAAAAGAAAAAAAAGAAAAGAAAGAAAAAAAGUGCAAAUGAAAAGGAUUUAUAUUAUAUUUUAGACAAACACAUCAUUUUCAAAUAUUUUAAAUACUGAAUUCUUAGUAAUUUUUUUAAAUUCCAGCAGUAACAGCUGAGUGGUUUAACCUGAAUGUGGCUUCCUAAGAAAUGUUUAACAUUUAGCUUUAAAAAGAAGUUAACAUUCUUAUCUCUAUUUUGAAAUUAAAGAUAAUUUUUCCAAAAUUCCUUCCUAGGACUUCUAUAUGUCUCAAAAGAAAGGAAAAGUGCAUUGAAAUGUUUUUAAAUUUAAAAUUUAUUUUAUGUUUUGCUUUGUUUUAAAUACAUGAAAACUUUUCUUUCUUUACUGCAUGCAUAGCACUUAAUAAAAUGGAUUUUUAAAAAAAAAUCCACUGGUAAAAUUGGAAUGUCCAGGCAGUGACCCGUCACUAAAAUUGUGGUUUAGUUUAUUUCUGUUCCACCUCUUGAUUAAAAUAUUUAGUUGUUAAACUGAAAGCCUCUGCAGUUAAGAACUUGCCUGAAUUUUCUUAAUUCAGCAUCUUGACAGUUUGACUGAUGUGCAUUAUAUAUAGCUCAAUUAUGUCUGUUUUUUAUGCUAAGUAGGCAAGCCAACCACACACGUUAGCAAACCAGCCUAAACGCAUAAUUAGAAUAAACUGUCUUCUUGUUAUACUCAGGGCCUUUAGGUAUGUUCAUUAGCAGUGUGGAAAUACAGUAAAUGAAAGAUGUCAGCUAUUUGUCAGAGGCUAGCUAUUUGUCAGUGCUUCUUGAAAAUCCCAAACAGAAAGGCUCAUUGGCCCAAUCCAACAUGCAGCUUCCCAGGAUUAAGUAUUUCACUUAAAGGUCCAGCCUUUGCCAGACCCCAGGAUAAUCGUUCUGCCUAAAAGCCUCUCCUUCUUGCCCUUCUCUUUUGGCCAACAUGGGAAAACAUCUUCUUUCUAGCUCCUUCCCCUCUCCUGCCUUCUUACUGAGUUACCCAUGUAUAUUUUCACCAAUCAGGUGUAAGAUCUUCAACACCCCUUGCCUGAGGUGGCCAGAGCCCUGCCUCUCUUCAUUCCUGGGUGGUUUCUUUAUUAUCAGUAGGAUCUGCCACUGCAACCACUGCCAGCCUGCCUGGGAACUGGUACCGUGCCUCCCCGCCUUUUGUGAUAGGAGUUAGCAACUUAGAAAGGUAAACCUGCUAGCAGUUUUACCUGGUGAAUCCUCAUCUGAAUGGUGGCUUCCACAUCGUAAUUGUUUCUCCUUGCUACAUUUUUGAACCUAGGGUGCUGGAACAGGUAUAGUGAAAAUUCCACCCAUGAAUGAAUGUACUAAUUUGAAAACCUGGUGUUAAGUCACAUGUUUUCUCUUUACACUCCCAGUUAUCCCUUUCUUACCUCCAAGUCAAUGUAUGCAAGUCACAGUCUUAACACUGCCUGGCCUGUGGGGGACAGUCUGUGUGUGAUGCCAGUGUGCGUUAUAAAAAUUAGGGUGAUUUACUCAGAGCAAAUGCUCUUUGGAGCCUAUUCACUCAAUGGAAUAAAAUGAAACCCAUAUUCUGAAUAGAGCAGCAUCAAUGAUGAAUGUUCAGGUGGUUGUUGCCUGUUAGUUAAGUAAAUUUUACUGUAUUAGUUGAGCUUGUCAUUAAAAUCAUAAACCGGCUAUGGUAAAAGACCAGCCUUAGGCUGGAGGUUUUUAAGCAUUGGUUAACUGCUAUAAAACUAGCCAUCCAGUUAGGAUAGAAUGUGCUUCUUUCUCUGGUUAAUAAAAACCAUCUAAAAUAAAUAAAUAUAUGUAUGUAUGUAUGUAUGUAUACAGGGGAAUUCAAGGACCAAAGCAAAAUUUGAACAGGAAUCUAUUAAUUUAGAAUUUUAUAAGAUAUUUAUUAAUAAAUGUUAUUUUUAAACAUUCCAUUUGAACAGUAUUCUUCUGUAGGGUCUACUUGUUUUUAAAGUAUUAGUUCAUAAUAAACUACGCUAGUUGUGUGUAUCUUCAUUUUUCAGGGUUUCGAAUGGCUAUUCCCCAUCAUUUGGUGGGAAUGUUUGCUUAGUUCUCUGUGCAUAGAAAUUUCCAGACUUUUUAUUGCUCAGUGAGUUAUUUUUUUUAUCUACAUACUGAACAGUUUUUUUCAAAGCAUUUAUUUCUGUUUUUCAUUUUUAAAGUAAGCCCUUUUGUUUAGGAAGCAGAGUUCAGCUAAAGGGAAUCAGUAACUAUAACUGGAACAGCUUUCUUGUAAAAGUGUAAAAAACAACUUCAUCUCUGCUUCUCUCCACCCCACCCCAAUUUCCUAGAAUGCCUUGCACUAUUCAGCUUCCUUAGUGUUCUUUUUGUCCCUUCCCAAACAAUGUGCAGUAGCUUUAAGCCAUUCAAGCUCUAUUAUGCAGUAUAUCUGAGAAGGGAAAGGAAACAACCCAUUUAAAUUUGAAUAAAACUGUGCCUAUACGAACAGUAGCAAUUUAGAAUCUUUCCUGUUUGUCAAAUAAUUUAUGUUUAAAAAUUGCACUUUAGCUUUUUUUUUUAAAAUCCCUUUCUGUUUCCCUUGUUCUCUUUUUAACCUCUUCUCCUCAAACUUGCCUUUGCUCUCCCCCUUUCAAACUCUCCCACCCUCCAAGGCUCUGAGCUGCACCAUUUAAAAUACUUUACAGAGUAUUUGCACCAGGUACAUUUACAUGUGCUCAUUAGUAGCAUAGCUGAAACGUGUUUCUCACUUCAGCCUAAAUGUAGCCUGCUAUGAGAAUGCCAAGGAGAAGAGCCAGGACACUCUAUCCCCUAUUCAUAGCAUGUUUUCUAAAGAUGUUAUAUUAUGCAAAAGAUGUGAGGCAGCAGCUAAGCUACACUUAAGAAUUUUCUAUCUCAUCCUCUGAACCAAAGUGUCCUGAAUAAGCCAGGAGACUUAUUCUCAUGUGCAUCACGGUGCACGAUUGACUGUUGUCUUAGCCAUAGCCUCUCUCAGACCACUGAAGUAACAGUGGUCCUAUCUAUUUCAUUCCUAGGUCUCAAAAAUACAGUGUUGCCUUGUAAUAUAAUUAGGACAGCACCUCUGUUUUACCAUUAUAAUCUAAGGAAGGACAAGAAGACACAGAAGCAAUAAACUUACAAGUAAAAUUCAAUACCAAAAUAAGUACACAAAGAAAGAAAUAGAAAUCCUAGCUCAUCGUGUUGUAAAAAUGAAAAAGUGCAUGUCCAUUCAAGAUAUUUUACUAUUUCUUGUGGAGUUUUCCAGUGACCUAAUGCUUGUAGCCAAAUUGCUUAAAGAGUGUUUAUAUAUUUUUUCCUUAUAAAUUGUCUAUUUUUAAAAAAAAAAACAAAAUAUUUAAACACAAGCUGAAAAAGGGAGAAAAGGGGUGUUGAGGCCAAAAUGCCAGUAUUUGUUAAAAGAUUAAUACCCUUAAGUGGCACUCUGAUACCUUUCCAAGCUUGUCAUCAGAGGAGAAUCAAUAAUUAUGAACUGUUAUGUUUAGAGCAACUUAACAAUAUCUUUCUCAUUAGAAGCCGGGACCUAGAAAGCUCUUCCUAAGCCAUUUAAGAUUUUUUUUACAUUGAGUUUCAUAUUCUAGAACUUAAUAAGAUUGGUUUUUUUAAAACAGAAUCGUUUUAGCCUCAGGAUUGAGAAUGUGGAACCCAAAUAAAUAAGCUUUAAAAUCAAAUGCACAAUAAAAUCUUUGGAUUCUAGUUUGUUCCUUUAGAAUAUCAUCUCUACAGACUCUACCGGAGAUAAAAGAAGGCGUGGCAGUGCUGAAGUGGAAGGGGUUUAAAAGAAAGGGCCUUCCCAGCCAGCCAGCCUGUAGAAAAGAUCUACUCACCCUCUUUCCUUCCGUGUUCUGUUAAAUCAUGUCUGCCUCAUAGAGAGAGGGCUGCUGCCUUUGAGGAUUGUCUUGAAGUAAAAAUAAGCUUGGAACGUUCUCUCUAGAGAGGACAUAGGAUUUGGGAUCUUCUGAAAUGGCCCAGAAAAAUGGCUCGGUUCAAACACAAAUGAUCUAGGAUAAUUGGAAUGGAAAUACUAUCCAGAACUAUGAAUUUUAAAACAAGUUUAGCACUGUGCAAAGUAUUAACUAAGGAAGUCCCAAAAAAAAGGUGCUGUCACUUUAAGUUCUGGACUUGGGGUUGUUUGUAAUUGUAAACAGCAAAGUGUUUUUGUUUGUCUAUUUGUAAAGCAACCACCUUCCUUAUUGGAAGGAGAAAAAAAAUUUUGGGGGUACAUACAUGUAAAUACUUGCUGCAGCAUUUAAUAUGUUUAAUUUUAUGUUAAGCUUUUUGUUGCAUCGUGAACACAUUUAUUGUUACCAAUGGACAAUGAGUUCAUUAAGACUGUUACAACUAGGUCAGAUUUUUACAUCUCUUUCUAGCAAGAAGAGACAAGAUUUUGUGCAUUUGUACAAAUGUUAAUAAUAUCACUGCAAUUCCAUAUAAUAAAGCACUCAAAUGCAAAUAAUAUAUGUAACCUUUGUAUGAUGAAAUUUGGGUUUGGGGCUAAUGAUAUCUAUUCCACAUUGUCUCAUUCAUUCCUCAUAAACCAAGGCUUGCCAUUUCAGGGUCACCAUUAUCUAUGGAAAAAAGGAGGUGAGAUUUUCUCCUUCCUCAACCGGCACUGUGCUCUGACUCCCUUUCCAUCCAACUUCCCAACUGAAGACACUAAUCUAACACAUUCACAGGGUGUUGGCUGCACACGUAAGCUUCACUGUGAUUUGGGGGUUGAGGUUAGUGGAUUUUAGGUUCAUGUUCCAGCUAUAUCUAGGAACCAAGAAUCACAUGUUGGCUACUCAGGCAGUCAAAUCCUGGAGUUCUUUUCUUGACUUCCAGAGACUUCCCAAGGCCGGUCAUAGCCCCUUGAUGCACCCUUCUGGAUAUCCCAUCUU